Epithele typhae is the source of this 1614-nucleotide messenger RNA. RefSeq names its product cytochrome P450. The record is from RefSeq and is a predicted model, not a curated record. Bases 1 to 1614 code for a protein of 537 amino acids. NCBI's taxonomy places the organism in Eukaryota, Fungi, Basidiomycota, Agaricomycetes, Polyporales, Epitheliaceae. Gene Ontology annotation, molecular function: monooxygenase activity; oxidoreductase activity, acting on paired donors, with incorporation or reduction of molecular oxygen; iron ion binding. The transcript has 14 exons.
AUGUUCGAAACGCAAACGCUGGUAUCCCUCGGCGUGGGCCUUGCCGUCUUCUACAUUGUCCCCAAAAUACUUGGCUUUCGGCGGGCAGUCCAGUCCAUCGGAGAUUGGCCAGGUUUCCGCACGAUAUUCUCCGACCGCUUCCUCUGGUUCCCGUUCACCGUCCCCGGCAUCUCUCCCGGUCCGCAGCGAAGUUUCUACAAGAAAUAUCAAGAUUUUGCCCAAGCCGGGGUCGACGUCGUCUCCGCGGUCAACUAUCUACCUACUCCUCAGGUCACGUACUAUGUCGCCGAUCCCGCCAUAGCCAAGGAGAUUGUCGGCGCCCGUGCGCGCUUCCCAAAGCCGCUCGAGUUCUACGACAUACUCGCCGCCUUUGGCUCCAACAUCCUCGUCACCGAGGGCGAUGAGUGGAAGCGCCAGCGCAAGAUCGCAGCUCCGGCGUUUUCGGAGAAGAACAAUCGGCUUGUGUGGGACGAGACGGUCCUCAUCCUCCACGACCUCUUCCACAACGUAUGGGGCGACCGCGAGGUGGUGGAGCUGGACAACGCCAUGGACAUUACGGUCGGCAUUACCCUUCUCGUCAUUGGUGUGGCUGGGUUCGGGCGGAGGAUAUCUUGGAACGAGGAUUCGAUCGCUCCCCAAGGUCACUCAAUGACAUUCAAGGCAUUUUUACACUCCGAUCUAGCAGCAUAUGCUAUGCUUACACUUGACGCACUCAAUGAAGUAUCGCAUCGUCUCUUCCUCCGCAUUCUCUUCCCGGACUGGAUUUUGCGCUGGGGCACGCCGUCAAUGAGGCAUUUCAUACGCGCCUUCGAAGAGAUCAAGCUCUAUCUGGCAGAGAUGGUCGAGGCGCGCAGAGCGGCGAAGACGAAGGAGGAGCGCUACGACCUGUUCAGCAACUUGCUUGAUGCCAACGAGGACGAGCUCGAUAGCGCAGCGAAGUUGACGGACGAGAAACUCGUUGGAAACGUGUUCCUUUUCCUGGUGGCCGGGUACGAGACUACGGCGCAUACCCUUGCAUAUGCUCUCAUCCUUCUCGCCCUGAACCCCGAGGAGCAGGAGGCAUUCUAUCAAAACAUCAAGUCCGUCCUUCCAGAAGGCAGGGAGCCGACAUAUGACGACUUUAGCUCGCUAUCCUAUUCCCUCGCUGUCUUCAACGAGACACUCCGCUGGUUCCCCCCAGUCGUCGACAUCCCCAAGCAGAGCGCCGAAGACACGACCUUCACCACCACCAACGCCGCUGGCGAGAAAAUCGCCAUCCCCGUCCCACGCGGGUCCUACAUCACCCUCUGCGCGCCCUCUCUCCACCACAAUCCGAAGUACUUCGACGAGCCCUCCCGCUUCCGCCCCGCGCGCUUCCUCGACCCCGGCUCCCGCGCGCGCGACGCCUUCCUGCCCUUCUCCGGCGGCCCGCGCGGCUGCAUCGGCCGCGGCUUCGCGGAGACCGAGGCCGUCGCCGCGCUCACGCUGCUCGUCGCGCGCUUCCGCGUGACCGUGCGCGAGGAGGCGCGGUUCGCGGGCGAGACGCGCGAGGCGCGCGCCGCGCGGCUGUUGCGGAGCCAGCACAGCCUGACGAUCUACCCGGAGAGGGCGCCGUUGGUGUUGACGAGGCGAUGA